Uranotaenia lowii is the source of this 1723-nucleotide messenger RNA. It is a transcript of the gene shf, whose product is annotated as protein shifted. The record is from RefSeq and is a predicted model, not a curated record. Lineage: Eukaryota; Metazoa; Arthropoda; Insecta; Diptera; Culicidae. Gene Ontology annotation, molecular function: signaling receptor binding. Gene Ontology annotation, cellular component: extracellular region; cell surface. The transcript has 7 exons. Gene Ontology annotation, biological process: anatomical structure development. The coding region runs from base 333 to 1475 and encodes 380 amino acids.
GCGCGUUUGCAAAGUGUGUUCGCUCCCCGGGAUUCAGUUCACUGGUUAACGUCUUGGGAAACGGUCCGUUUUAAUUUAACUGUCUAGCGCGCGCUUCGGCCAGGAUGAAAUAUGUUGUCCUGCUUCAAAUUCAAGCUGCAAUUGCUUGAAGCAAGUUUAUAGAUUUGUUGCCGGUACCUGUGUCAAGAACGUUUUUUCUACUGGAGCGAAUUAAAUUUUCCUACAAUUUGUGGUUUGGAGCCGCGCUCGAGUUUGCGCAAAUAAUCAGGAAAUAAGCCGUCCUUCUAAACUAACCCGGUCCGAGAAAGAACGAGAGUAAAGCAGAAAGAGAAAUGGCAAGACGUGACUUGCUUCGCAAUGUGCUCCAAUAUUCGCUGGUGCUUAUGGUGACUAGCAUCGUAAGUCACGUUUGUCCCCGGCAGGAUUAUUUCUACAACUCGCAGGACCCGAUGGACGAUGAUCUGUCGCUGUGGAUUAACGAGCAGCAGGUCAAGAUACUCAGCGGGGUGCCAAUGAAGAUCUAUGCUAUCGAUAACGGCCGGGUGUCACCGCAUAUACGCGAUCCGAUGUUCAGCCAGUAUCUGCCGAUCAUUCCGUCCGAGGUCAGCUGCGUCAACUUCACCUGGAAGGCCGGAACAAAAAAGUACCACUACAACUUUGACCGACUGGUGUCCGAGGACGAAACGGUCCUCAAGCCACCAACCAUCUCGAUCAACACCAACGGUCGAGUUCCUAAGAAUCCUAAGGAGUUCAGUGUGACACUGCCUUGUUCCGGUAACGUUUCCGGCAUCGCAAUGUUCAGCAUUGGACUCCUUAUACAAAGCCGUAAGGGCAAACCGGUGCCCGGCACACCACUCCGUAUCAAACUCCGUAAGGAAUGUGCACAUAGAGGUGUGUAUGAUAGAACUUCUUCUCUAGCAUCUUCGCAAGGACCGGAUCCGGAAUGCGACAUGAAGUGCGCCAACCGAGGCGUGUGCAACGAGGACAAGAUCUGCGUCUGCCCGGAGGGUUACAUGGGGCAGUACUGCCAAACGGCACUCUGCUACCCGCAGUGCAUGAACGGGGGCAACUGCACGGCACCGGGCAACUGUAGCUGUCCUCCCGGUUACCAGGGCCGUCACUGUGAGGGAGGUAUUUGUGCGGAGAAAUGUUUAAAUGGAGGAAAAUGCAUACAGAAGGACAAGUGUGAAUGUACCAAGGGUUAUUACGGAUUGCGGUGCGAGUUUUCAAAAUGCGUAAUACCGUGUCUGCAUGAUGGCAAAUGUAAAGGAGUCAACAAGUGCCGCUGCAAACCGGGUUUGAGUGGCGAUCAUUGCCAGAUCGGGCGUCGCCAACGGUCCACCUGCAAAAGACCCUGCAAACAUGGCAGCUGUAUGCCAGACCAUACGUGCCACUGUCAUGAGGGAUGGUUCGGAAAACUAUGCGGCCGACGUGAAAAGAAGAAACGCAACGGUUCCAAGCAUCCCAAAACCUAAAUGGCGAAACUAAAGCUACGCCGUCAUACGUUUCCGUGGAAUAUAAAACAAAACAAGAGAACCUAACAAACUGUAACCCUGCCAGUAGUCGCCACGCCAUCCUCCCAACAGCUUUGAGUUUCUCCAGAAAUUGUUUAUAUUAGAAAUUUCUUUCCCGUUGCCUUGCUCGCUUCCAGUUGCAGCACACGAGAGGGCAAUUGAAACUGCACAUGUGUAUUUUGUUGUGAUAAAUAAAAAGGAAAUUUAUA